AUGCGCCCUGCGUUACAACGGCUCAUCUCUAGAUAUUCAUCAUUGAAUCUCCUUCGAUAUCUAGUACACGCAUCGAAUAUCCCGCCGUCCGCCAACAUUCAAUAUGAUUGUGCUGGUAAGAGAUGCAAUCGAAACUACGCAAGUGUCAGCAUUGGGCUUGAGGCUGCCAAUCAGUAUAACUCGCAACAUGAUAGCCUUGCCACCGCCCAACCAGCCGUACGGCAUGUGGUUUCGAAAAGAGCUCCGAAUGGCUCCCACACAGUCAUGCCUCAUGCCGAUACGAAAUCGAUGACUACCAAAAAUUACAACAGAUGGAAAAAUUACUUCACACCUGGUGAACUUGAAUAUGAAUCGCGUGUAUCCGAAAGGGCUCGGAAAAGCGCACUACGAUUAGUCGAUAACCCGAUUUAUGAGAAAGAUAUUGAACUUUGGGCGGUGCUCUUAGUAUACAGGCAAAGAAUUUAUGGCGAUGAGGGAGUGAGGAUGAUUUGGGAAGCAAUAAUCACUAGGAACAUCCAAUUACCAGUCGAGGGUUUGGCAUCUUGGACAAUGUGGAGGGCCUUUUUAGAUUUAGGCCUAGAAGAUAAAGCUGUGCUCGAAAGCAUUAUUCGGUAUGCGGAUGGUCUACUGCAACAAACCGGUCAACGUUGGAAUGGACUUUACACGAGGCUCAUGUAUCAUCUUUUAAUGAGUGGCAGAGGCGCCGAGGCAUUUCAAUGGCAUCGAAGAUUAAUGGUGCAUCAUUCACCAGAGGCUAAAGCUUUCGAGAAAUUAUGUUUCAGAGUGAUUACUCUCGGGGAGAUAUCGAAGCUCUGCGGAAGAUUUAUGAAGGAAAAAAAAGACUUUCCAAAAACUGCAAGACCUACAGAAGAUCUGAUUCGACUGUUGACAAAAUUCAAAAGCCCGUUGGCUCUUCGGGUCGCCCGCAGCUUGGUACAUGCAGGGAUAUCCAUACCUCCUGGUCUAGAGCAUGAGCUUAAAGACACUCAAAGUAUAUCUAGAGAGAUGAUGAAUCUUAUUCAUGGUGAAGUCUUUCAUAUUAAACCUAAGAAAUAUGAUGACGAAUUGGGAGCUCGAUGGCUUGCUACAACCUGGGUGCCAUUAGAUGUAUCCAUACAAUCUAUUCACGCACUGGGAGUUAAGGAAAUUGGGCCCCUAUCUUUUCAAUCUAUUGCUCUGCGGGAUCCGGAUACUAAAGCUAUCAUUAAGAGGCUCGAUCAGCUCGCAGAUCUUGGUAUAUCUCCUGGUCAGUCGAAGUUUGUCAAGGCCGUGGAAUUUUUUGCGAGAGAGGGAAAUCAAGAAUAUGUGAACGCAUUAGUAAACAGCGACCAGCAUCCUGCAGCACUUGAUGAUUGGAUACUCCAAGAGAAACUCUUGGCUUCGUACGCAGCUAAAGAACAAUUAACCGAAUUCCGACAAGCGAUGGCCAUACGAUUAGUCGGGAGCAGAACUCCUGAUUUUGACGUUUACAACAUACACCUUAGGAUUUGCGUUAUCAGACACCAAUGGAAUGCUGUGCUGAAGACAUUAUCCGAUAUGCGGAUAAAUCAUAUACCGGUAAAACCGACUUCGAUAUCCUGUAUUCUGCGGCAACUCUUGCGACCACGUCGGCGCGGUCGGCGACCAGUAAUGGAUCCCAAGCACAAUAAUUUCGAUGAUGUAACUAUGGCUACCAAGAUUCUGACAGGUAUCAUGACAUCUGGCUCAUCAGUUCCAGUACAUCAUUGGACCGAAAUCAUUCGGCGACUAGGGAUGCUUGGCCGCGAAAAAGAGUUACACAAUUUGUGCAUGUUUCUAGCUUCCUGGUAUGGCUCCAAAAAUCAUGAUCUUCUACCUGGUGCAAACCAUCUACGAAUUCGAGAUCGCACGCAACUUCCGGACGAUCUAGUUCCUAAGUGGCACCAUCAACAUCCUCUCAAGCGUCUCUUCCCACCCAGUCUGCAAAGAGCCAUUGUGGAAUGGGGUUUUCAACGAGCGUUAGCGAGCCCAUCGCCAAAGGUUCCAGGCUUUGUACGCGCGAGUGAUAAAGUAACAUACAAUAUCACGAACGGUAUUGUACUUUUGCGAGAACUCCACCAUAUGGGCGUAGAGAUCGAACCACACGCCAUCAGAAGAGCAGUUAUUAAUCGUUUGAUCAUUCUCUAUGGACCGGGAAGAUCCACCGUUAAAGCGAAUCGACAAGCGCGAAUUCUGAAUCCUCUAAGCUUGGAAGAGGCAAUAGCUGAGAUUGAUAACUGUCUACCAGGGACAAAAAUGUUCCCUUAUCCAGAUGCGGCGAAACAUAUUCGACACCAAGCUAAUAUGAGAUUUUUAAGGAUUAGACGUUGGCGCUUGAAGCGAGAUGCUAGAUGGCGAUUGACAGGGAGGUUCUGA
Molecule: messenger RNA, 2373 nt
Organism: Botrytis fragariae
Lineage: Eukaryota; Fungi; Ascomycota; Leotiomycetes; Helotiales; Sclerotiniaceae
Product: putative pentatricopeptide repeat domain-containing protein
Exons: 2
Coding region: 1-2373 (790 amino acids)
Source: RefSeq, a predicted model, not a curated record